This is a messenger RNA of Macroventuria anomochaeta, 1530 nucleotides long. Its product is annotated as cytochrome P450. The coding region runs from base 1 to 1530 and encodes 509 amino acids. Gene Ontology annotation, molecular function: heme binding; oxidoreductase activity, acting on paired donors, with incorporation or reduction of molecular oxygen; monooxygenase activity. The transcript has 5 exons. The record is from RefSeq and is a predicted model, not a curated record. Lineage: Eukaryota; Fungi; Ascomycota; Dothideomycetes; Pleosporales; Didymellaceae.
AUGGCACUGGCUUCUCUACUAGUCAAGGCGCUUGGCCUUGGAGCCAUCGUAUUGGCUAUUCAGUACGUUGUUGCAUAUCUAAGUUCACCGCUGAAGAAAAUCCCUGGCCCGUUCCUGGCUAAAUUCUCAAACUUCUGGCGCUUCUACAACCAUUACGGUCGAACACACAUCGAGACACAGAAAGAGUUGCACAAGAAGUACGGUGACGUGGUUCGUCUCGGUCCGAGUACUGUCAGUGUUGCGGAUGCAGGUCUGCUCAAAACGAUCUACUCCACUCGAGGCACGUUCUUGAAAAGCAAUUACUACUCUGUCAAUGAUGCUCUUCAGAAUGGCCACCUCAUCCAAAAUUUGUUCAGCACACGCAGCAAUGAGUAUCAUGCAAAGGGUCUCAAACCAGUCCAGAAGCUUUACAACUUUCAAAGUGCCCUACAGCUGGAGCCGCUUAUGAACGAGGAUUUACGUGUCUUCGGCUCUGAGCUUGAACGCAGGUUCAUGAAUGGCGAGAACAAAGGCAAGACAUGUGACGUUGCUGACUGGAUCUCGUACUUUGCCUGGGACUUCCUCGGCGAUAUGACCUGGAGCAAGCGCAUGGGCUUCAUGGAACAAGGCAAAGACGUCGACGGUAUGUUGCAAACUGCUGAGAACGUCAUGGGGUACUUUUCUGUGGUUGGCCAAAUUCCUUCACUCGACAAGCUACUCGGCAAAAAUCCACACCUGACCAGAUUCUACAAGUUUGAUGAUUUCGCGGUCGCUGCUGGGUUCGCCGUGGAGCGCUUCAUGGAGCGCAUGCAAAACCUUGACGAGUUCAAAGACAAAAAAGACUUUGUCAACGGUUUCCUCGCCGCAAAGAAAGAGUACCCGGACCUUGUAAGUGACAACGAAGUCGUCGGGUACAUGAUCCUCAACAUCCUCGGCGGCGCAGACACCCUAGCCAUCUGCACUAAAGCCACUUUCUACUACCUUCUUAAAUUUCCCUCCGCCAAAGCCAAGUUAGUUGCCGAACUCCACUCUGCCAACCUCCCCAGCCCGGCACCCUACCAAGCCCUUGAGCAACUGCCUUACCUGCAUGCCUGCAUCAAGGAAGGUCUCCGUAUGCACCCUGUCGUCGGCCACAUCCUCGAGCGUGUGGUUCCCGCGACGGGCAUGACGCUCCCCGAUGGCACUGUUCUCCCGCCUGGUACCAUCGUGGGAACUAACCCGUGGGUCAUGCACACAGACAAGCGGAUAUUUGGCGACGAUGCCGAGUCCUACCGUCCUGAGCGAUGGCUACAGGGUGACAGGGAGAGCUCAGAAGCAUACUCAGCGCGCUUGAAGAUGAUGAAGGACGCAGACAUGUCGUUCGGCGGCGGUAAUCGUGUUUGCUUGGGACGUCCGCUUGCGUUGGUGGAGUUAUACAAGGUGGUUUCGUUUGUGUUUGGGAACUACAACAUUGAUCUUGAGGAUCCGAGUAAGGAGUGGGAUUUGCACAAGCAGUGGUUUGUUUGGCCGCAUGAUGUCAAGGUUAAGAUGAGCCCAUUUGAGAAGCCAUAA